AUGCGGCGGCUGGCGGAGGUGGAGGUGGCGACGCGCGUGCACGUGCGGCUGGUGGGGUUCGACGGCGACCACGACGACAACAGCAACCUCCGCGUCUCCCCGGAGGAGAUGACCAAGUUCCUCAACACGCUCAAGCCAGACACCGUCUUCCGAGCCAUUCACGGCGAGUCACACGCGCUGGCAGUGCGGCAGCGCGUGGCAUUCUCGGUGUCGCGCGCCCCCAGGCGCCUGGCCUCCGCCAUCUCCGCUGACAUCUUCCGCUUCGUUGGCCGGGUGAGUGGGGUUCUCGUUGCGAGUGGCGCUCUCACACACAUACCCCACUCGCGCGCCCAGGUUCUCGUACUCACAUGCACCCGCACUCACACUCUCACGUCACAUGCGCCCAGGCGCCUGGCCUCUGCCAUCUCGGCUGGCAAAUUCCGCUUUGCUGGGCGCAUGAGGCUCUCUCUGUCACACGCUCUCACACUCACAUGUACUCACACGCACAAGCACUAA
Molecule: messenger RNA, 495 nt
Organism: Closterium sp. Yama58-4
Lineage: Eukaryota; Viridiplantae; Streptophyta; Zygnematophyceae; Desmidiales; Closteriaceae
Source: the annotation of a GenBank genome assembly